AUGAACCAUCUUUCUCCAAGUGCUCCAAUUUCCUCCCAGAGUCCAAAACCGUACCGGUCAGUUAUAGUAAUUACAUGUGUUUGCACUGUACUGCUGCCGCAAAAAAAAGCUUAUUGUUGUCACGUGUACAGAGAUACGGUGAAAAGCUGGUCUUGCACACACAGCUCAUACGAUCAAAUCAUUCCACAGUGCGUUGAGACAGAACAAGGUGAAACACUGAAGUGCUACACCUGCAUCUUUCCAGCUCUGACACCGAGUGACUGCCUGAAGUUCCCAAGGAUGUGUAUGCCCACGGAGACUUGCUUCACCAGCAAAGCUGUUGGAACGAAGGGACAGCAGAAGCUGGUGCUGUACGAGAAGGGCUGUGUGUCCACGUCUCUGUGCGGCGUCUGCGGGACCAAGACGGCCAUGGGCAUCGUGUUCUCCUACAACAACACCUGCUGCGACACCGACCUGUGCAACGCGGGGGUGGGAGCCAGAGCUCCCCCGUACCUGGGCCUCGGGGGCCUGUUGUUCAGCAUUCUGGGUCCUGCCCUCCUGUGAGACGCAGGUUGACGAGGCUUGAGCUGACCCCUGGAUACCCGAAAACCAUUGACCAACUCAGAGUCAAUCAACAAUGUGGCAGACCCUGCAGACUAACAAGUGCAUGCUGACCAAGACUCCCCUCUAAGCCAGUCCCAUUCACCACCGUUUGCCCCACAUCCUCCUAAACCAGGAGUUCCCAGUCUUUUUAAUGUAUGGGCCCCUACCAUUAACUGAGGGGCCUGUGGACCCCAGGUUAGGAACCCCUGCUCUAAGCAUUCCCAUCCAUGUACCUGUCCAAUUAUUCUCCAAAGGUUGUUAUUGUACCUGCCUCUGGCAGCUUGUCACAUAUACGGACCACCCUCUGGAUGGAAAAAAUUAUCCCUCAGGUUCCUAUUAAAUCCCUCUCCCAUCUCACCUUAAACCUGUGGCCUGCAGUUCUUGAUUCCCCUACCCUAGGAAAAAGACAGUGCAUUCACCCUAUCUAUGCCCCUCGUGAUCCUCUAUAAGGUCACCACUCUAUCGCCUGUGUUCCAAGGAAUAGAGUCCCAGCCUAUCGACCCUCUCCGUCAGUCUCUCAAUUCCUGGUCUAUCCUUAUAAGUCUUUUCUUUAUUGUUAAACAUCUUUCCUAGAACUGGAUGGUCCAGACUGAAUGUGGUACCUGAAUAUGGCCAUCAAAGGUCAUUUGGCACAUUAAUCUGCUCUGCCAUUCAAUCAUGGCUGACUUUUCUUCACAUCCUUUGAUGUGGGCACCUUUAAGGCAGCGUGUGUAACGUCAGCUUUACUGCUCAGAGAGUGUUGCAAGAAUAUUGCUUGCUGGGAUUUGAGUGGGGUCUCAGUGCUCCAGACUGCACUAAGUUCCCCGCUCGCUGUGAGGGGGGGGGGGGGGGGGACAUCGCUUUUUCCCUUUAUCAGGGUGAGAAAGAGCCUGUGGCAUGCUGAAUUGUCGGG
Hypanus sabinus (Atlantic stingray) is the source of this 1474-nucleotide messenger RNA. RefSeq names its product ly6 domain containing, pigment cell (gene lypc). Bases 1 to 543 code for a protein of 180 amino acids. NCBI's taxonomy places the organism in Eukaryota, Metazoa, Chordata, Chondrichthyes, Myliobatiformes, Dasyatidae. The transcript is spliced from 4 exons. The record is from RefSeq and is a predicted model, not a curated record.